Messenger RNA from Mauremys mutica (yellowpond turtle), 1645 nucleotides. RefSeq names its product CFAP97 domain containing 1 (gene CFAP97D1). The record is from RefSeq and is a predicted model, not a curated record. Lineage: Eukaryota; Metazoa; Chordata; Testudines; Geoemydidae. Gene Ontology annotation, molecular function: GTPase activity; GTP binding. The transcript has 7 exons. The coding region runs from base 1 to 690 and encodes 229 amino acids. Gene Ontology annotation, biological process: sperm axoneme assembly.
AUGGAACGUUGUGUAUCGAACGCCGGCCCAUGGAACGUUGUGUAUCGAACGCUGUAUCGGAUCGGGCCGGGCCGGGCGCGUAUGGCGCUGUCCGGCCCUUUCCCAACCGGGCCCAGGGAGGAGGCGCUGGGACGGGACUCUGGGGCGGAGCUGGGGCACCGGCCGCCUGUCUCUGCCGGUGCGGAGGCGGCUGCGCAGGGCCCGGCCAUGGCCACGCUGAAGCUGCUGGUGCUUGGGGACAGCGCGGUGGGGAAGUCCAGUCUCUUGCUGAGAUUCACCGAUGACACGUUUGAGCCGCACUUGAACCCCACGAUAGCAAGACCUCGUGUUGAUAAUAAACCCCCACGUGCACAAACUCACCAUCACUUUAAAAUGAGCAAGAUUCAGGAGGACCAGAAGAGAACUGGUAGAAUCGAAAGAGAAAACAAGCAGCUGGCAGAGAGGUUAGCUACCAUUCAGCGUGGGACAGGGAUGGUGGAUUGCUGGAAUGAAUACUUUCAGAGGAGCUCAAAUAGGGAGAAGCAGAACAGGGAGAUGGUGAGGAUCACUGUUGAAAAUCAGGGGAUUUUGAAGCGACUUGGUGACCCUAAACCUACAUAUGAUCGUAGGAAGUCUGAGAUUGAUUGGCAGAAUUCACGGCACUAUAUCCGGAAUACCACACGGUAUCUCAUUGCUUCUCGGGACAGCUAGGAGAUUACACCAGGCAUGGAUAAUACAGCAGAGACUUAGCACAUCUUGAAAGUCCGAUGGCCUGUUAAGGAUACAUAUUACAACUGGCUGAUGUUUUCUUAGGAUUGUAAAAUAAAAUGGAGCAUUGAAUGAAUGCAGUUUUCUUAUAAAAGUGCAACUCCCCACUCCAGCCCCAAAAUCUUCACCAUAUACAUGUCUACUUUUGCCAUAAUUUAUUUUGAAUUUACAAACAAAACUGCACCUAAAAAACUCACAUUGCAAUUCUCCCAAAAUAAUAAAAAGGCAAUUGUGUUUAACUACGGGGUUUGAUGCCUGCACAGGAUAGAAAUGGAGGCAAAGAUCAUUUAUUACAUGAACCACACUGUAAAAAGACAUUUUAGCUCAGUGUUUGAUACCCAUUUAGACCAUGAAAUGUUUUCAGUUAUUGUAAUUUUAAAUAUUUUACAAAAUCUGCACAUUUCCAUUUGUCUUGGUUCUUUUAGCAACUAUUUCCUCUAUUGGGAUCUACUGGACAAUAAAGUAAACUGAAACUAUGUUGUACUUCUACUGCUACCAUUUUGUAAGUGGUUUGAUAGUAAUUCCUGCAUUGAGUAGAUUUCUGAUAUUAUUUUACAGCACAAAGAAGGCAGUUUCAUCUAACCUACAUCCUUGUUCAUGGUGAUACACAGUAUAUAUUUUAUCAUGUCUAGCUGGAUUUAUUAAAGCUGUUAGUAAUCGGCAAUAAAUCUACAGAGGCAUUGAUUAUUUUACACAAAAGCACCAUCUUUCCAUCUGAUAUUCUCACAAAGUCACUUGGUGUGAAAUUUUGCUCUUUAGUUUAAAAUUGCUUUCAAAGAGUUAUGCUCAGUGAUUAUAAAAUAGAGAUGGUGCCUCAACUACCAGCUAUGCUUAUCCAGCAGCUCUGCCUGUGAGCUGCCCCCUCUGGGAUGUGGUGGGCGAGGCAGAGUGUGGAAAG